This is a messenger RNA of Mesocricetus auratus (golden hamster), 3969 nucleotides long. RefSeq names its product sodium-dependent glucose transporter 1A-like. Gene Ontology annotation, biological process: transmembrane transport. Lineage: Eukaryota; Metazoa; Chordata; Mammalia; Rodentia; Cricetidae. The record is from RefSeq and is a predicted model, not a curated record. Gene Ontology annotation, molecular function: triose-phosphate isomerase activity. Bases 1 to 2217 code for a protein of 738 amino acids. The transcript is spliced from 7 exons.
AUGGGCCAUUGGUACCCGCAAGACUGCAACACCUCGAGAGCCUCAGGAAGUACAGGAGAAGCUCCGGGAUGGCUGAAAUCCAAUGUCUCUGAUGUGGAGGCUCAAAGCACCGGAAUCGUUUAUGGAGGUUCUGUAACUGGAGCAACCAGCAAAGAGCUGGCACGCCAGCCUGAUGUGGAUGGCUUCCUCGUGGGUGGUGCUUCCCUCAAGCCUGAGUUUGUGGACGCACUGUUCGCUUUUCUAGAGCUGCAUGGCCAUUGCUGUGAUAAUGAAGUUGCCUGCACAAUAGUCGUGUCCUCUCACGUCUCCUCGAUGGUUGGAUCUGCAUUUGAAAUGCCAACGCUGUUGCUCUGUGGAUCAGAAGCAGCCACAGCUACUCAGCACACAGCCCAGGUCUUGGAAUCUAAUUAUUUUCAUCUUCUCACAUCAAAUAGUCGCCCUCUUGCGUUAGCGUCUCAAAAGCUGGAAAGACAGACCUGCAUGCCACAUUUUACCCUCCUCCCUUCCGAAGCUGCACUUCCAAAUUUCUCCGCCACGCGGCACGUCUUUCAGCUGGUGUCUGCGGUUCUCACAGGUGAGAUGCUGGCAGGAAAGAGACCAGCGUUCUCCAGGGAACCCCCUGGUUUCCAACUGGGGGCUCCGCCCUUUUUGGCUGGAGCCUCUUUUUCAUCACGUGAUCGCUCAGACUUGUGCAAGAUGGAGCUUGACUGUCGACCUCUUGCAACACAAUCGUGUACGAAGUCCAAGAUUCCCUGGCCUGAUUCUGACAGGUCCCUGGGGGAAGGUGACACGGGGUGGAACCUCCAGCCUGGAGUGGCCAAGCUGGAGUUGGAAGUGGAGUUCCGUGGGUUUGGGGCCGCGCCUGUCGCACAGAGGCUCCUCCAGGCCGAGACCCCAGCGCAGAAUGAACAGAAGGCGGCGACCUCCCGGAGGAGUGGCCGGGCCAGGAGCACGCUGCGCUGCUUCUCCACCGCGGUCCUGUAUGCAGCCUUCCUGGGGCUGGGAGUGACUGUUGCCAUAUUGGGACCUACAUUUCCAGACCUGGCAAGAAAUGUGAACCGGAACGUCAGCAGCCUUUCAGAAAUAUUCGUGGGCCGUGCCCUUGGCUACUUGUGUGGCUCUGUGGUUGGCGGGGUGCUUUUCGACUGUAUGAAUCAUUUUUUACUUUUAGGGAUGUCCAUGCUGGCUACCACAACUGGUCUUUAUCUCAUUCCUUUCUGCAAGACAGCGACACUACUGAUUGCCAUGAUGUCUGUAUUUGGUGUUUCCUUUGGCGCUCUGGAUACAGGUGCAAAUGUCCUCAUCUUGGAUCUUUGGGGUGAUGAAGGAGCCCCACACAUGCAGGCAUUGCACUUCAGUUUUGCCUUGGGUGCCUUCCUGGCUCCCCUGUUGGCCAAAUUGGCCUGGGGAACAUCAGCAUCCACUCAGAACCACACAGCGCCCGACUUCAACCCUCUAAUGCUGAACGGAUCCUCUGAAGCCACCUCAGACUCUCUGUUUGCAGUUCCUGAGGACAUGAACCUGCUGUGGGCAUAUGCUUCCAUCGGCACCUAUGUCUUAGUAGUUUCUGUCUUUCUGUUUGCUCUGUUUUGUAAGAAAAGCUCAAGGCAGAAAAAAUCCCUGGCAUCUGCUCAGAGAGCUCGAAGAGCUAAAUAUCACAGGGCCCUGCUCUGUCUCCUCUUCAUGUUCUUCUUCUUUUACGUUGGAGCCGAGGUGACAUUUGGCUCUUACAUAUUCUCCUUCGCCACCACCCAUGUUGGCAUGGAAGAAAGUGAAGCAGCGGGCUUGAACUCCAUCUUCUGGGGGACCUUUGCUGCCUGCAGGGGCCUGGCCAUCUUCUUUGCAACAUUCUUAAAGCCCGGAACCAUGAUUGUGUUGAGUAACAUUGGCAGCCUUGUCUCGUCUUUCUUUCUGGUGCUUUUUGACAAGAGCCCUCUUUGUCUCUGGAUUGCAACUUCUGUGUAUGGAGCCUCGAUGGCAACCACGUUUCCCAGUGGCGUUUCCUGGAUUGAGCAGUACACCAGCAUCAGCGGGAAAUCUGCAGCGUUCUUUGUAAUUGGUGGUACCCUAGGAGAAAUGGUGAUGCCUGCAGUAAUCGGAAUUCUUCAAGGCCACUACCCAGAUCGGCCAGUCGUUCUGUACACCUGUUUUGCAUCAGCCAUAUCCACUGCUGUUUUAUUUCCUGUGAUGUAUAAGUUAGCCACCUUACCUUUGUAAUGUGAAUAAAAAGUAAACAUCUCUGGGGCUCAGAACACUUUGCCCUCUAAUUGUGGCCCAUAAAGAAAAGAACAAAUGGAAAGAUGGAGAAAAAAUGAAUGAAAUGGAUUUUGAAGUGGUUGAACAAUACAGUGAGGCAAUAUGUAGCUCUCCAGAAACAUCUGAUGGAACCACAGUUGGUGUCCUGAUUGAUUGCUCUCAGUGCAUGGAUUUGGAUAAACAGUUUGGUAAUCCUCUGUGGAAUGCUGUGUUCCUUUCUUGUGACUGUGACCAGUACUUGACAAGAAGCCAAGGAAGGGCUUAUAUUGGCUCACAGUUUGAGGAUGCAGUCUAUCAUGGAGGGGUGGGCAUGGUUGCAAGAAGCUCCAUGUGUUAGAAGUGUGGAGUUGGGUACCUUAUCCCUUUUGGCAGAACAGGAGGCAGAGAGGGAACCAAAACUGUGUCCAGAUCUAAACUUUCAAGCCCCGCCCUUAAUGAUGGACUUCCUCCAGAGAGGUCCCAUUUCCUCCAGAGAAACCCCACUUCCUCUAGAGGAGCCUCACUUUCCCCAGAGAAACCCCACUUCCUCCAGAGGAGCCUCACUCCCUAAAGGUUCCACAACCCCGUAAAAUAGCAUCCCUAGAGGGGCACCAAGUGUUGAAAUAAAUAAACCUAGGGGUACAUUUCAUAUUCAAGCUACAACAAGCAUCUCCUCAGAAACCAGAACAAGAGUUCUUAUUGACAUCCCUAUUUCUUAGGGAAUGGGGACAGUGCAGGUCUAGCACAAGUCUCUGCAUGGGCUCAGGCAAGCAUUCUGCCUCUAAGCAGAUCUUCAGCCCUUGGUUCCCAUGAAUUCACACAUCUAAAUAGGCCAGUCAGAGAAAAACAUAAACAAUGCUUCAGUGGUCUCUGGGGAUUGAAGUUUCGAGGUCGAUGUGUUGGAAAAUGCUAAGAUAUUUUGAAACAUUCUGUAAUUCCCUGAGUGUUUCACAAAUACCUCAUGGUCCUGUCAAUCUCUUGUUACAAGUCUUGUUUCGGCAGGAGCCAUUAGGCAGUAUUUUAUCAUCUUUAACUUUCAGAGUAUACAAAGAGUCUGUGCAUGUUUGAAAAGUUGGGUAGCACUCAAGUAGAACAACACCACUGAGGAAGAUCUGCUGAGCAAAUAAAUGACCAGGCCAGUCACAUUCACCAGGGAAGCUGUGGAGAGCAGUUUCAUGAAGGGUUGUAUUUGGAUAUAGAUAGAUACUUUCAUUUUGUUUGACUUUACUAGUUGCUGGAUUAAAGAAAGCUAAUGGCUCAUUUUCCUAUGCCCAUAAAGAGUUAUGCGAUGGCUUUGAAGAGAGCUGCCUGCAAGGCCUGGCUGCCUUCUGGGUCUACGCUGAGACACUUACUAUGGCCUCAUUUGUCUCGUCCCCUGAGUUGUGAUCCUAGAAAUGAAAAUGAGAUGCCUUUCCAGCAGAGUUUGUCCAGGAUGUGUGCUGGAACAGCCAAUGGCUCGUUUCAAAAGAGAAGUGAGCCAGAACGAGAGACAGGCAAAGUCUCCGCUGACUAUGAGUAUAUGCCAGUGUGAUAGUCUUGCUGUUCAUGUGCCCAUUGACUUUCUGACCAGGGUGUUUUUACGACUACGUUUCACUGACCUGAAGAUGUCUCUUUCCUUCACACUUUAUGCAUACCUGAAACAGACUAUGUUUUAUACUCAGUGGUCAUUUAAUAUCAUGACAAAUUAUAACUGACAGCAGGUUUCUGUAUACAGAUUAAAGAUAACAUUAUUUA